AUGAUGAUCAUCAAUGACAAACGACAUGAAACAAUAGAGAAGGGGCAAAUUUACAAGGACAAAGAAACAUUGAUAAGUACACUAUGCUACUUUGCAAUCAAGAAGACAUUUCAAUACAAAGUAGUGAAAUCUUGCACAAAAGAAUACAACAUAGUGUGUUUGGACACAAACUGCAAAUGGAGUUUAAAGGCUACAAAAAAUGGAAACACAGAAACAUUCAUAAUAAGGAGCUACGAAGAAGAACACACAUGUGCAGUUACAAUAAGAUUUGGAGAUCAACGACAAGCUACAUCAAAGUUGAUAGCAGAUUUUGUAAAACCAAAAUUCUUGAACCUGAAAACAAAGUGCAGCCCUGCAGACAUAAAGACAGAAAUGAAAGACAAAUACGGAAUAAAGAUGAAUUACAUGAAAGCAUGGCGUAGUAAAGAGCGAGCACAAACCCAGCUACAUGGAAAUGCUAAAGAGUCGUACAAUCUCUUGCCAAGAUACCUGUACAUGCUACAGAAAACAAAUCCAGGAACAUUAAUAGACAUAGAGAAAGAUGAUGAUGACAGUUUCAAAUAUACAUUUGUUGCAUUGAAUGCUGCUAUAAAAGGUUGGCCAAACUGCAAACCAAUCAUCGUGGUAGACGGUACAUUCCUAAAGGCCGCGUAUGGAGGCACGUUGCUCACUGCCAACACACAAGAUGCAGAAUCGAAAAUUUUUCCACUAGCAUACUGCAUAGUUGAUUCUGAGAACGAUAAAUCGUGGGAGUGGUUCUUAAAAAAAAUAAAAGAAGCAUUCGGGGUUCGAGAAUGUCAAUGCCUAAUAUCAGACAGACAUGAAAGCAUCAUCAAAGCAACUAGGAAAGUGUUCCCUGAAAUAACACAUGGCUACUGCAUCUUCCACCUCUUGUCGAACCUCAAAACAAAAUUCAAAAAAAAUGCAAAGCAUUUCAGAGUGCCAUUCUUUGCAGCUGCAAAAGCUUACACAGAAAUGGAGUUUGAAUUCCAUAUGAGGGAGCUAGACAACUUGGAUAAGCGCAUAAGACCGUACCUGGAAAAAAUUGGCCAUGAAAAAUGGUCAAGGUAUCAUUCAGAAAACAACAGGUACUCUACCAUGACAUCAAACAUAGCUGAGGCACUGAACUCAGCAAAUUUAGCAGCAAGGGAAACACCAGUGACAACAUUAAUGGAGUGCUUGAGGGCACAAAUGCAAGAGUGGACAUACAAUAAUAGAAAGGAGGCACAAAAAUGCACAACAAGGCUGACACCAUCAUCUGAGAAAAAACUCAUAGGGAACUAUGUACAGUCAUUGCGACUAACAGUGAAACCAGCAAACCAAAACCUGUUUGAGGUGAUAGAUGAAGACAGAACAAGAAUAGUAAACUUGAAGGAGAAGACGUGCACAUGCAAUAGAUUUCAAAAAGAUGAAAUGCCAUGUAACCAUGCAGUCGCCGUCAUGAAGGACUUGAACAUAAACACAUACAACUACUGUGCACAAUACUACACAUCAAAAGCAUGGCUGCAAACAUAUGAAGAAACAGUAUACCCAGUUGGAAACGUAAGAGAAUGGGAACUUCCAGAAUUUUUUGAAGACAUCAUAGUGUUGCCUCCAAAGGAGAGAAUCAAGUCUGGAAGGCCGAGGAAAAGAAGAAUGGCAGCAGCUUGGGAAACAAAGAAACAAAACAAGUGUGGCAAGUGUGGACAAAAGGGACAUAACAUAAAGACCUGCAGAAGAAUUACAGCAUAGAAGUGGAAACAACUACACAUCAACCAAAAAACAACUAUAUUAAAACAUUUAGAAAACACAUACUGCAUAUUACGAUUGGUUGUUACAUAUAUUUUUUUAUUGUGAUUUUUUAUGUGGAGAGAUAUUGAUAAUAGGGAAUUGGUAUUAUUAUCAUUAAUAUACAAAAGAACAUCAAAUAUUAUAGUUAAAUAAUUAAAUGAGUGGAAGAAGGUUGAAA
Cannabis sativa is the source of this 1948-nucleotide messenger RNA. RefSeq lists its product as uncharacterized. Gene Ontology annotation, molecular function: zinc ion binding; nucleic acid binding. Lineage: Eukaryota; Viridiplantae; Streptophyta; Magnoliopsida; Rosales; Cannabaceae. The record is from RefSeq and is a predicted model, not a curated record. Bases 1 to 1731 code for a protein of 576 amino acids. The transcript is spliced from 4 exons.